Seriola dumerili (greater amberjack) is the source of this 988-nucleotide messenger RNA. It is a transcript of the gene guca1d, whose product is annotated as guanylyl cyclase-activating protein 1-like. The coding region runs from base 257 to 823 and encodes 188 amino acids. NCBI's taxonomy places the organism in Eukaryota, Metazoa, Chordata, Actinopteri, Carangiformes, Carangidae. Gene Ontology annotation, molecular function: calcium sensitive guanylate cyclase activator activity; calcium ion binding. The transcript has 4 exons. The record is from RefSeq and is a predicted model, not a curated record.
UCGGCCGGUGCUACGCUCCUGCUGCUGAAGCCUGUUGGCAUCGCCGCCGGCGCCACAGAUAUUUAAUCGUUCUGAGGGUCGAAGACGAGGACUGUAGACGCGUUUACCAAGGUUUUAUUGUCAUCAGGCGUCUGUUCUGGUGUGGAGUCCUCUUCUGAAACCCUCUCCUGCAGCCUCCGUCCUCUGUGACAGGAAACUUUCCUUCUUCUUGAGGUUUUGUCCGUCUUCACCUCGGUGCACUCGCCGGACCGCACCCAUGGGGAACCACGGCUCGAACCUGGACGACAUCCUGGCCGAGGACAUGCACCACUGGUACAACAAGUUCAUGCGCGAGUCUCCGUCAGGCCUCAUCACGCUGUUCGAGCUGAAGGCCAUCCUCGGCCUGAAGGGCAUGAACGAGGACGCCAACAGCUACGUGGACCAGGUGUUCUUCACCUUCGACAUGGACGGGGACGGAUACAUUGACUUUGUGGAGUACAUCGCUGCCAUCAGUCUUCUGCUCAAAGGAGAGAUCAACCAGAAACUCAAGUGGUACUUCAAACUGUUCGACCAGGACGGCAACGGGAAGAUCGACAAGGAAGAGCUGGAGACCAUCUUCUCAGCCAUCCAGGACAUCACACGGAACCGGGACAUCGACCCCGAGGAGAUCGUCUCACUCAUAUUUGAGAGGAUCGACGUGAAAGGAGAAGGUGAGAUGACCCUUGAGGAGUUCAUCGAGGGCGCCAAAGGCCACGAAGACAUCAUGGAGAUGCUGAAGAACCUGAUGGACCUGACGCCGGUGUUAAUCAUCAUUGUGGAGGGCCGAGCGCAGAGCCAGAGCUGAACCGGAGCUGAACCGGGACCACAAAGACUGAUUGACCCCCCACCCAAAAACAGAGAAAGAAGAAGAAAUCAACUCUCACCUUCUUCACAAAAGAGAAGAGACUUGGUCCACCCCCUUAAAGUCUUCUGCUGUUCUCUGGUCUGAGCGAGGCAGCAGGAAACAACA